This is a messenger RNA of Pseudomassariella vexata, 2436 nucleotides long. RefSeq lists its product as uncharacterized. The record is from RefSeq and is a predicted model, not a curated record. Gene Ontology annotation, molecular function: RNA polymerase II cis-regulatory region sequence-specific DNA binding; DNA-binding transcription factor activity, RNA polymerase II-specific; zinc ion binding. Gene Ontology annotation, cellular component: chromatin. NCBI's taxonomy places the organism in Eukaryota, Fungi, Ascomycota, Sordariomycetes, Amphisphaeriales, Pseudomassariaceae. Gene Ontology annotation, biological process: regulation of transcription by RNA polymerase II; DNA-templated transcription. The coding region runs from base 143 to 2269 and encodes 708 amino acids. The transcript has 6 exons.
GUCGGAUGCGCGCCAUUGAAAUCAAUCCCACAACGACUUGUUGACGUCUUUGCAAUCAUAGCAAGCCUUAACAUUCUGCCCACUUGCUGGCCGAGCUGUCGGCACUCGGGGUCCUCGGGCUCCAGGACACUGACACGCAACAAUGUCAGCAGACGAUGACCAAUUCUCCACGGCCCCAGGUGGAACUGGCACAACCCCUGCACAACAUGUGUGUCACUGUGGGAAAGCUUUCAUACGCAAAGAACAUUUGCGGCGGCACCAGGCUACGCAUCAGAAACCCUCGUAUACUUGCCACGUCUGCCACCGCUCCUUUACUCGCAGUGAUCUGCUUCGACGCCACGCCAACCUACACGUCGCGACAACGGCCCCAGCCAGCCGCAGGGCAAGAGCUUGCGAUGAGUGCCACAGAUCCAAGCUCAAGUGCAGCGGAGGUCCGCAGUGCUCACUGUGUGGGAAACGUGGAGUCAAUUGCACCUUUGGCGACACCGCCGGAAGCUCCAGCAAUGCAUCCACUGUCGGUGCCGGAGGCGCAACCGCCGCGCCGUUAGGUGCGACGACUCGAGGAGGCAAAGAUGAACUGCACGCCCAGAUUACCACCGACUUUUUACGGUCUUUGACUAUCCAGACUGCACCUGCCUCUCGAGAUGCGGACGACAGCCGUCUACUCGUCUCAGACGAGACAUCUCUACAUUGGCACUACGGCAAUGACGGGUUGGAGGAAUCGUUCCGUCGCAUCGUGACCAGGAGCCCUGCAUCUCUCGAGGCAGAUCUCAAGGCAUCGGAUGAAUUGAAGUACUGGGUCUCCAGUUGUUCCACGUUGUAUUUUGAACGUUUCCAUCCACAUUGGCUGAUCCUACACGCUCCCUCCUUUGACAUAGAGACAGAGUCUCUUGCCGUUUCCGCAUCCAUAGUCAUGAUCGCUUCCUGGCUGGAGGGGUCGGAAGACUCCAUGGACCUUGCUCUGGCAACUCACAACCUCCUGGUAGAUCGGUUCUUUGUGGAAAUGUCCAAUCCAGGAGCGAAUGUCCGGGGAAAGGCCUGGCCAAUUAAGCUCUACGAAGCAGUUCUCCUCAAUGUCAUCUUCGGACUCUACGCUGGGAAAGAGGAAACUCUAACAAGAGUGGUUCUUCUCCAUAGCUUGUUCGUCUCCCUACUGCGGCGGGUGGGAAUGUUCAGCUCCAAAUCUGCGGCAUACCAACAAAACACCCAUUUCCCUGGCACGUUUCUACCGUAUGUCCAGAAGACACAGCAGGAAUGGAACAGGUUGUGUUUCUAUCUGUUCAAGGCUGACACCUACCUCACCAUCUUAUGUAACCAGCCACUCAACGUUCAGCCCGAAGAGCUUGACAUUGGGUUACCGUGCUCCUUCGCGCUAGCAAACGCUUACGGCCUUGAUAUCUUCUACAAGCGUUACCCCGAGGAUACGGCGGGGCGUGCCGAGCACAAGUUGUCUAGCAUGCUCCACAACUCGCCUCAUUCUAUGACUACGAUGCUCCUCGUUGAAGACAUCCACAUUGGUCUUUGUGGAAUGUCCCAAAGGGUCUGGAAUGUUGUUCAACUACGCCACAUUGACAUGAUAGUCGCACAGCCGGCUGGUAGUGCCCGAGAUUCAAUUUUAGACACGCUGAAUGUAUGGAAACUUCACUUGGACCGCAUCUCCGGACAACUCACUGCGCAGAGCCGGAGCCCAGACUUUAAGAUCAAGGACUUCCCGCUACGCGCAUACCGUAAAGACGAGGACGAAAGUCAGCCGGCAUGGCGAACGGCGGCCCUCGCACGAGCGUCGUCUUUCAUCUUUGGAGCGACGCUUGUCUUUCACCUCCUUAGUUUGCGGCUGUACGCUGAUCCUCACAUACUAUCCCAGGAUUCAGAUCAGAAUGCCAUGCCUGAUCCUGCUGGGACAAUAGGGCACAGCAAGCAAGUACGCGAUUGGAGAGCCUCGAAAGAUGGGAGACAGGCGGUUUCGCACGCUGUGGCGGUCUUAAAGGCACUCGAGACGGCUGACACAGCCAAUCCUGACCUCUUGGAUCCCGUCGGGCGGGUGGCCGUUUCGACGAGUAUUGAUGUCUUGAAAGUGUGGGUUUUGAGUGGUGAAGAGGCGUGUAACUGUACUUUAGAGACUAGCCGUAUUGACGUCGGACGCAACCCGGCGGUGGGUCAGAGGUGGGUUGAGUUGGGUGGCAAGGUUAUUGUGGAUGGCAUUGCGCUUUGUACCUGCAGCUUGGACAUUCUACUGGAGCGGUUUGAUCUUGCUGCAAGUGGUGCAUAGCGGCGCAUAUGGUUUGGCAACUUCUUGAAGGUUUAAUAGGGAGGACCGUAAGUACUGGUAACAUAAAUUUGGUAGAUUACGAGCUAGAUAAACCAGCGAUACUCUGCGUAAUCAGCAUUCCAACAAACCUUGGUGUUUACUCAAGUCAAAUCGAGGUAGCCCCAGGC